UCGAGCAGUAAACGUCGCGCGCGCGACUCAACUGUAUACCGCCGGCUCGUUUUCUUAUCUUCCAUUGUAGUAUUAGUUUUUCUUGCGUUUUCAAAUUCAUCCCUUUGCGUGUUUUAACGUUCGAUUUCCCUGAUACAGGUUCAACAAGUUUUUUCUCAUUCGUACGUUAUCAACGAUGGGUUAAAAACAAAAGUUUCAAAGUUGCACGUUCAUUGGUAGACUCGGGUUCGAACAAAUCUUGCUGGCACCGAUGCAAAUCGCACGUGUCGUCUUACGCCAGAAAGAGAUUUCAACGUUACGAUAGAAGACACAGCCCGUAGGAUCGAUGGUUUGUCAACGGUACUUGGAAAAGAAAAAAAGUAUCAUGAGAAACGACCGUACUCGCCUCACGCGGUUACACGUACCGUCCAGACUCCAACAGACGUAGACGUAGACGAGUUUAACGUUUAAUUCAUCCAUCGUUCGCGGGCGACCCAAUUCAGUUCACAGUCGUCAUGUACAUUAGCUCAUGCACGUUUCGACCUGUUUCGCUGUUUCAUCAUUCGUGUUGUACCGCUUUUGUUGCUUUUCGGUAUCAGUCGGUUUUCAUCUUUCGGAUGCUCCUGUGCUUCUCCUGGAGUCUCUCCGCUCGCGAAGCUGCAUAAUUGAACAAUUGCAUAAUUGCGGUCAACCGACAGUCCCAAUUAACGCGGUCUCGGACGAACUUGAAAUAAUUGACGGCAUCAUGAAAAUUCGAUAGUCACCGGCAUCGUUGGGCGUUAGAUUAAUUUGAAAGAAAUGGGCGGGUAACGUUUCUGUGGAGUUCGUACCGAUCACAUUAUUCGAACGACUCGAUAAUUCUUUCAUGAACAAACAAUUCAUUGGAAUAAUAAAGUGAGAACGAGUGGCGCAGGAUGCGCGACGAAAGAACAUUCGCACAUCUUUUCCGAAACGCAAAGGAAGAAACUCGAAGCAUGAAAAUUCAAAGGUAUUAUCGGCGAUGAUUAGAGUUGUCGGUACUUAAAAUCGUAUCGUAUAUCUACGAACAGUGACCACAUCGAGGGAGAAAAAGAAGAUUUCCGAAGGCCACAAAAUCAGAGUCUAAAGAGUUAUCAGGCGAUAAUGUCUUGUCGUUGUAGUCUACUUGACCGUCCGUAAUCUGGUUUUAGUGCCGCUGUAGUAAGAAUCGCGACAGCGAUCCGCGAAUUUGUCGGUCCAUCAUCUCGCGAUACCUAGCGUUCGUUUCCUUCCGUUUCGUUCCGUUUCGUUUCGUUUCGUUUCGUUUCGUUUCGUUUCGUUUCGUUUCGUUUCGUUUCGUUUCGUUCUGUUCCGAUCCGUCAUCGAUCAACCUACCGUCCGAUUCGACAAGAUCGUGGCGAUCGAGUCGCAAAUUUACCGACAACCAGACGGAAGCAAAACAACUGACAGGAAAAAGCCGAUAGAUGAAAUUCAAUGAAAGCCGACGUCAACGUUGCUUUUCCAACGCAGACCUUUUCGACUGUUCUUGACGGAUAGUUUGUCGCCUUGGUCAGCUUCGAUCAAAGUAUGUCGAAGAAACAAUGGAUGGUCCUGCUGAUGCUGUUCUUGACUUACUUAUUGCUAGGUGCCUCCAUCUUUUACCAUAUCGAGAGUCGCCUAGAGAUCGAACGCGUCGAAAAGGCCAAACGCGAACGCAUCGAGAUCAAUGCUUUACUUCACGCGUAUUACGUGCCCAAUCUCAGCCACGACCACGACGAAAUUCUUGGAAAACUGACGCGAUACUGUGGAAAGUCGGUUUACAAUUACACCGCAGACGAAACGGAUCCCUUGAAAUGGGACUUUUACAACAGCUUUUAUUUCGCAUACACCGUGGUCAGUACAAUAGGUUACGGGAAUUUGGCUCCCACGAAUAUGCUGGGUCGAAUCUUGAUGAUAUUUUACGGACUAAUAGGCAUACCUAUCAACGGAAUUUUGCUGACGCAGCUGGGAGAAUUCUUCGGACACGUGUUCGUGAAAGCGCACGAGAAAUACAAGUCGUACAAGAAGAACCAUGCCCGCAACGAUUAUUGUCCCAGGAAACUGACAACGUUCGAAACGAGAAAAGUUGGACUGGCCGCACAAAUAUUCGUCUACUUGACGCCCGGCUUUGUGAUGUUUAUAUUUUUCCCGGCAUUUCUUUUCUCUCAUUACGAAGGUUGGAGCUACGACGAAGCUGUGUAUUACGCUUUCGUUACGUUAACAACCAUCGGUUUCGGGGACUAUGUGGCAGGACAAGACAAUAGCAAAGGUAGUGGGAUUUUUUUCAUUUUAUACAAGACCUUUCUAAUUUGCUGGAUUUCUUUCGGACUGGGAUACAUCGUUAUGAUAAUGACUUUUAUCGCCCGAGGUAUGCGCAGCAAGAAGAUUACGAGAAUCGAACAUAAGCUGGCGACAAAUUUAAAACACACGCAAAGUAAGAUCUGGAACGAAUUCAAUAAAGAGAUCAAUUAUUUGCGCCGCGUUUUCAACGAACUUCAGCUGUCCAAGGUCAAGAGGGUGUACGUUGACGAAUGUCAUUACGAAGUCCCACGUGCAAACUUCCCGCGAAGCAACAGCUUCCCGGAUCUUCGAGACGUGUUGCACGGUGAAAAAGGAUACGAAUGUUUCGUCCGUCAAAGACCUCGACGUCGCGCGAACAGCGAAGUAGUACCAAAGGAAGAUCAACUGGGGCGCGUCGUCUCCGAGACGGAUCUCCAAAGGAUAGACAAAACGGCGACGUUCGCGAGCCACGCGAUGGUUCAACCGGCCGAACUACUCGCGCGAUUGGUCAACAUACUCGGCUAUAUGCCUCCGGCUAUCGACGACAUCGGUGGCGAUUGCUCGAAUCAGACGACCUUCGUUCAACAGGAUGCACGGCGCAACAGCAGAAUCGACGACGAAAUUCGGCAGAAAGUCCCGAACGACAUUUCGGAGAAGGAAUCGACACACGCGCGCGGCUCCGGCCCCGGCGGUUGGACGAUUGGCCCGAGCGACCGAAUUCCACGAUUUCCGAGGCUUCGCUCGAGAGCAACCAGCGAGAUCAGACUCCACGAGACUAAAAAGAACGAGGAUCGUCACGCGGAGUGGACUUGGUCCGGUGCAACGGCCUCCAAAACCAUUCAGGAAUUGAUGAAAGCGCGAGCGUACGAAUCGUCGACCAAGGAAUCGUCGGCCAAGGAUCGAGCUGCCGCCAAGGAACAGAAAUUUUCGACGAAACUUCGUUCCUUCUCGUUGGCGAAAUCCGUUCCGAAAGCGCUAAUCUCCUCUGGACCUUGGAAACACCGUUUCUCCAUUAGCACAGAGAAGAAAAAUUCCGAUUCGGAGCGCAACGGCAACAGCAAGGACCUUGAGGCGUCCUUCGUGCCGCGCGAAACGUCCUCCACGAGGCGAGACUCGGACGUGAACUACGCUUCGAGAAGAAACUACUACACGCACACCGGUGCCCCCAAUAAUCAUUCGGAGAGGGAAAGUAGCAAUCUGCUCGAGGAAACCAGCUUGGCCGAUUUCGUUAGAGCUCUCUCGUUUUUACACGCGAGCGUAGCUACCACUGGUAAUUGGGCAGCAGCGGCAGCAACGCCGACCGCCGAGGAUCGCCUUCACGAAACUCGACCGCGCCGGAAAAUGGGCACCGCUUCUCUGUCACCGCCGAAACUUCCUAGUCUCUUCACGUUGUUCUCGUCGAACCCGGUUCCAUCUGCCACGGCUCAAGCCAACAAUCGACCCGUAACCACACAGCCCAGUUGUCGAGACACGCGGAGGGGCAGUCUCGCUUUCGGCGGUUCCACGGUCCAGAAAUCGCGGCGCUUUUCUCUGAGACCGGUCGCGACGCCCAUCAGUCCUCCAACGCCGCCAAGGAGCGGUUCGCCCUUCUUACCGGAGUCGCGGCGGACGUCGUACGAAAAUAAAUCGAGCUUUUUAUCCGAGUCGCCCAAGGAACCGCUCAUUCGUACGGAAGACGGGCCAGGUUUCUCGCCGCCAAUGGUACCGCCAUCCGCGCUCAACAACGCUCGCCGUUUCUCCUUGCGUCCGAUUCAAAAUCGGAUUGGCGGCACUUCAACGGAGGAGACUGCUGCGAGCGUUGCGACUACGCUGAAAGCUGUACCCCGUUGGAAAUCCGGUAUGCUGCAGCGACAGAUCGGUCAAAAGAACCUUCGACGUCGCGUCAGGGCCUUCAGCCUCAGCGACGUUCACGUUGACGACGUUCGGGAGAAAGUCGAGGAAACCAAGUCAUCGUCCGCUACUCGCGAGAGAAGCGAUUCCGAGACUGUUGACGAAAGCACGUCGUCGCGGCGAGAAAGGUCGACCGGCGGUGACCAACUAUUUGUUACGCCUACCGAGCACGAUCAUCGCGAUCGGCACGUAUCGUCGAUCGAACCGACGAACGAACGGUACACGCCUUUUUCACGAGUUGCUUCUACGACUACUCGGCUCGACGACAAAACAGUUCGAAUCGCCGAUCCGUGCUCACGGUUGAUCGAUCGGUACACGGCUUCGAACGAGUCGCCGCUUUGUCAGCAAAAAAUCGAGAGUACAAGGGACAGAGAACGCGAUCGCUUUGUUCCCGUACAAUCGGUUACAUUCGGUAGCUUUCAAAAUGCCACCGUUAAUCCGCCGAUUAAUCUGGAUCGCAAACAGGCGCCGCUUGUCGCCACCACCGACGCGACGUCGCAACAUCCGCUGGAACAAGUUAAAAUAGAAACUCCUCCAACGACCACUACUACCUUUCACAGCUCAUUCCCAAACACUAACGCCAAUACUCUGUCAGACAACUUUCUUCGUCUUACAGAAGUAAAGACGGAAGAACAGGCGUCUCGAUCGUACCGUGAUCGUAAAUUCUGAUGCUAAACCGCACCACCUACACUAUUCCAAUUUUUCCUCUUCGUUUUACGCGAUCAAAAUCCCGAUCAUUAACCGUCUGUUGCGUUAGUUGCCAGUCAAGAAGAAAUCAGAUACGAAAAAAGGCGAAAGCGAACGGAACGGAACGGAACAAUGCAUUCUCGAUAUUCGCGUCACGCCUCGUUUCAUCGCGCAGGUAUCGGGGUUCCAGAAAAGAGAACGUACGUCCCGGUAAGACGAUUUCUGAAGCAACUUCAACUUUAUUCGGCCAUUCAAUGCAAUAAAUUACAUAAGAAAGUUUCAUUUACACAGGAACACAAGUUUGUCUUCCCUUUCUUCGGUGUGUGUGUUCAAACGAGAUAUCAAAGUGCGGAUUAAUAAAGAAAAGAAGCAUUUGAAUUUCAUGGGAAGUUUCACAAGAUUUCUAUCCGAUAUGAAAUUGUUUAAUUCCGCCUAGUGUCGGAGUAACGUCUACUAUAUUUCCUAGUAACUUAUAAAUUUUCCAGUCUUUUCCUCAGUUCAUCGACCAAAGAUGCUCUGGGCACUGAUACCUCUGCACGGGACGCAACGUCUCUCAAAGUCACUUCGCCUCUGGCCAAUUCCCCUUCACCGAUUAUUACGGCCAACGGAAUACCAUUCUCUUCGCAGUGUUGCAACUGUACAAGUAGUUUCGCGUUCUUUUUAUACGAGUGCUCGGCUUUCAGUCCACUGUUCCAAAGA
Nomia melanderi (Alkali bee) is the source of this 5532-nucleotide messenger RNA. The record is from RefSeq and is a predicted model, not a curated record. NCBI's taxonomy places the organism in Eukaryota, Metazoa, Arthropoda, Insecta, Hymenoptera, Halictidae.